AUGGCCUCCUUUCCCAACGUCUACACACACCGUAAGGUGGCUGAAACAGCAUCGAAACGAUGUGAGAUCUGCUUCAAGCCAAGCACGAGCGUGCUUGUGACUCCAGACAAGCAGGUUCGUCUCAUCUUCAGCCCGCAGCCUCUCAUCCACUUGUAUUUCAAGUCUGUCGCUCGUCGCCCUGCUGCAGAGCGCGGCUCGUAUGGUCAUCACCUGAAGGACCGUGGGUUCUGCUCGCCCAUCAUCGAUCAGGCCGCAAUCGAUGCCAAGAAGAAGAAGGACAUGGAAGCGGAGGUUGAGAAAGUAAGGAAGGAGUACGAAGAACGUCAGCGAAAGAAGAAGGAGGAGAGUGAGAAGUCCAAAGAAAAGGAUAAGGACAAGGACAAGGACAAGGAUAAGGAUGGGAACGACAAGAAGGCUGAUGACAAGAAAACCGACGAGUCCAAGGACGUGAAGAAUGACGAGGAGAAACCACAAGAGGAAGAGGAAGAGCCUCGCGUCUUUGCCCUGCACAGGUCUGACAAACCUUCCUUCCAGAAUCGAGUUUACCAGAAACGCCAGGCUGAGAUGGCCAAACGGAAUCGUGAACGGAUACAGAGCCCAAACUUCUUCCCGUCCGUGCCCAAGGGAAAUCCUUGA
Molecule: messenger RNA, 636 nt
Organism: Diaporthe amygdali
Lineage: Eukaryota; Fungi; Ascomycota; Sordariomycetes; Diaporthales; Diaporthaceae
Exons: 4
Coding region: 1-636 (211 amino acids)
Biological process (GO): vacuolar transport
Cellular component (GO): endosome
Source: RefSeq, a predicted model, not a curated record